CUCGUGCAGUGCGCGUUGUUGUCCCGUGUUCCUCUAGAUGGUUGAUCACGUGGGAAACAUUGCGCCGAGUAUUCGCGAUUCAGUGGCGGAGAAGGGCCGAGGGAAAGGGAAUAAAUGUGUGCGAGUCCGUAAUGGACAACCCUAGCGGCGGAAGAGACAGUCGGUACGCAAGUCUUGGCUACAGCAUGGGGAUGAUAGGCAGCGACGCUAGCUCGGAAAUGUACGGCCGACCGUCCACCUCCCAGCUUACAACUUCUCAAAUAAGCCGCGGUGGCGCCACCAUGAUGGCCGCGGCAGCCGCUGCAGGCGCACCGAACGCCGGCGUGGGAUCUGUACAGAGAGGUAUCAAGAGGAGCACAACGGAUGUCUGUUACGAUGACAGUAAUGCACGGCAGGCUCUUUCGCAACAGCAAGGCAUGUCAAUGUCCGCAGAGUGUGUCCCAGACAAUCUCGAGGAAUCGUUCACCAGUUUGGGCCAGCCGAAAAAGUCACCCCCCUCGAACGGCAAGAAGACCAAAGGACGGGUCAAGAUUAAAAUGGAGUACAUCGACAAUAAACUACGGAGGUAUACCACUUUCUCCAAGAGGAAAACCGGAAUUAUGAAGAAGGCGUAUGAACUGUCGACGCUGACAGGUACACAGGUGAUGCUGCUGGUAGCAAGCGAGACCGGGCAUGUGUACACGUUCGCGACACGAAAGCUGCAGCCGAUGAUAACGAGCGAGGCUGGGAAGGCGCUGAUCCAGACCUGUCUGAACAGCCCAGACCCGCCCACCUCCGGUUCCUCCGGCGACCAGAGGAUGUCUGCAACCGGCUUCGAGGAGACAGAACUGACCUACAACAUAGCCGACGACGAGCAGAAAGAAGACGGCACUUCACCUAGGUCGGACGUGUGCGCCAAUGAAAGCGACGGAGACACCAGCGACGGCGAUUCUCCCGUGUCUAAGGAUCUCUCGAAAAAUCACUCGGGUAUAAUGUACCAGAUGCCACAGACAGUAAUAUACUCACCUAGUCCAGGAGUUCUGCUUGGUAUCGGGCAAAACGGUCAGCCAGUGCAAAUCUCUCAAGAAGGAGGCACGGUUGCCCCGGUAAACUCCACGCAGAAUAAUCAACCGUUCAUCACGAUACCGCUGAACGUCGCGAUGAGCGCCGCCGGCUUGUCGCUUCCGGUUACCUCCAGGAUGAAUCUGUCGCCGUCGCCUCGAUCGCCGACGACAACAAUCACGUCGAGCUGCGAGCUUCCAUCAGAUCUGAGCAAAGAUCGUGAGUGAUAUAUCGCAGCUCGUGCUUCAAUUAAGAAAAUCCUCCCCCAACUGUCGCUCGCCGAUGCAACAAAGGGUAAAGAAACUC
Habropoda laboriosa is the source of this 1347-nucleotide messenger RNA. RefSeq names its product serum response factor homolog (gene bs). Gene Ontology annotation, molecular function: DNA-binding transcription factor activity, RNA polymerase II-specific; RNA polymerase II cis-regulatory region sequence-specific DNA binding; protein dimerization activity. Bases 132 to 1268 code for a protein of 378 amino acids. Gene Ontology annotation, biological process: positive regulation of transcription by RNA polymerase II. NCBI's taxonomy places the organism in Eukaryota, Metazoa, Arthropoda, Insecta, Hymenoptera, Apidae. The transcript has 5 exons. The record is from RefSeq and is a predicted model, not a curated record.